GCUUCCUACCUGCUUCCCCGCAUUUUCUUCUUUCUCCUUCCAAACACCAAACCACCAAAUUCAAUACAGAUCGAUGAUUAUCCUUCUAUAAAAUACCGAUAGAAUCAAAUCAAUCAAACGCCAUUUAAUCACCUUCACAAACGGAGAAAGAAGCCCUAGAUCUGUGCGGAAAUUUCAACUUUCAAGGUUUCGAAAGUUUCUCCAAUGGCCGGAAUGCUUCCUGGUGUAGAGUGUGCUCGAAGAAGACGGUGUCAUCAAAACAAAGUAUGGUCAGAUUCACCGCCAAUCGCCGCUCAGGCCUUAACCAGGCGAUCCGUUCUCUGCUUGUACACAAGUAACCACGAAUCGCUCCUCGCUUCAAAUCCUUCUCUGCAACGAAGCCUGUUAAUCGAGGCAGGAGAAGACGAAGAACUGGACGGAACUGCGAGAGAAGCGAAGAGGAGAUUGGAUAAGCGAUUGAGAACGCAGAGGAAAUCAGAGGAUGGAAGAGAGAUGAUGAGGAGAAAGUUCAGUUGGACAAAGUUGAAUUGGAGCGGCGUAGAGGAAGAUAAGUGCGGUCAAUGCUGGUGAAGAAGAUGACUUGAUUUCAGUGAGUUUGUUCUUCUUCUUGUUCUACACGAUUGGGGGUGGGAUUGUAAUGUUAGUCAGCUGUUUGUAAUUUAUCAAUUGUAUCAAUUAACACCGUUAGAUAGAAUUUCUAUAUUUGUAUGGAUGACCUAUGUUUGGGGCAACUGAAAUUUGGUCCAAGGUUAAAAAACGAUUGAAAAUUGGUUUUUCGUUGAUUUGAGUUAUAUGUUAAAUUACUCAUUUGACUCCAAAA
Benincasa hispida (wax gourd) is the source of this 820-nucleotide messenger RNA. RefSeq lists its product as uncharacterized. The record is from RefSeq and is a predicted model, not a curated record. Lineage: Eukaryota; Viridiplantae; Streptophyta; Magnoliopsida; Cucurbitales; Cucurbitaceae.